Molecule: messenger RNA, 36532 nt
Organism: Rattus norvegicus (Norway rat)
Lineage: Eukaryota; Metazoa; Chordata; Mammalia; Rodentia; Muridae
Source: RefSeq, a predicted model, not a curated record
AUGGAGCCGGGGGUCGGGGCCCGCUCCGGUGCCCCGCAGCCGGCCGCCCCGGUGCUGUGGAGGGCUCGGCCGGCGGGCGGCGGGGGCGCCUCCUCCUGGCUGCUGCUGGACGGGAACAGCUGGCUCCUGUGCUAUGGCUUCCUCUACCUGGCGCUCUAUGCUCAGGUGUCCCAGUCCAAGCCCUGCGAGAGGACUGGCUCCUGCUUCUCGGGUCGCUGUGUCAACUCCACCUGCCUGUGCGACCCGGGCUGGGUGGGGGACCAGUGCCAGCACUGCCAGGGCAGGUUCAAGUUGACAGAACCUUCUGGAUAUUUAACAGAUGGUCCAAUUAACUAUAAAUAUAAGACUAAGUGUACAUGGCUAAUUGAAGGCUACCCAAAUGCAGUGUUGAGGUUAAGAUUCAAUCACUUUGCUACAGAGUGCAGCUGGGAUCACAUGUACGUGUAUGAUGGAGACUCAAUAUAUGCGCCUUUAGUGGCUGUACUUAGUGGCCUGAUCGUUCCUGAAGUGAGGGGUAAUGAGACGGUGCCUGAGGUUGUCACGACGUCUGGCUACGCGCUGCUCCACUUUUUCAGCGAUGCUGCGUAUAACCUAACAGGCUUUAACAUUUUUUAUUCAAUCAAUUCUUGUCCUAACAAUUGCUCUGGUCAUGGAAAAUGUACAACUAGUGUCUCUGUUGCAAGUCAAGUGUAUUGUGAAUGCGACAAAUACUGGAAAGGGGAAGCAUGCGACAUUCCUUACUGUAAAGCCAAUUGUGGGAGCCCAGAUCAUGGCUACUGUGACCUAACGGGAGAAAAACUCUGUGUCUGUAACGAUAGUUGGCAAGGCCCAGACUGUUCUCUGAAUGUCCCUUCCACCGAGUCCUACUGGAUUUUGCCAAAUGUUAAGCCCUUCAGCCCUUCUGUAGGUCGGGCUUCACAUAAAGCAGUUUUACAUGGGAAAUUCAUGUGGGUGAUUGGAGGAUACACUUUUAACUACAGUUCUUUUCAAAUGGUUCUCAAUUACAACUUAGAAAGCAGCAUAUGGAAUGUAGGUGCUGUGUCAAGGGGCCCUCUGCAGAGAUACGGGCAUUCGCUUGCUCUCUAUCAGGAAAACAUCUUUAUGUACGGGGGCAGAAUGGAGACAAGUGACGGGAACGUCACCGAUGAAUUAUGGGUGUUUAAUGUACGCAGUCAGUCAUGGAGCACGAAAACCCCCACUAUCCUUGGGCACGGUCAGCAGUAUGCUGUAGAGGGCCACUCGGCACACAUCAUGGAGCUGGACAGUGGCGAUGUCGUCAUGAUUGUGAUAUUUGGAUAUUCUGCAAUAUAUGGCUAUACAAGCAGCAUACAGGAAUACCAUAUCUCAUCCAACACUUGGCUGGUUCCGGAAACUAAAGGAGCCAUUGUGCAAGGCGGUUAUGGCCACACGAGUGUGUAUGAUGAAAUGACCAAGUCCGUUUAUGUUCAUGGCGGCUAUAAAGCCCUGCCGGGGAAUAAGUAUGGGCUGGUGGAUGACCUCUACAAGUACGAAGUCAACAGCAGGACGUGGACUAUUUUGAAAGAAAGUGGGUUUGCCAGAUACCUUCACUCAGCUGUGCUUAUCAGUGGAGCUGUGCUUGUUUUUGGAGGAAACACUCAUAAUGACACUUCCCUGAGUAACGGUGCCAAGUGCUUUUCUGCCGACUUCCUGGCAUAUGACAUAGCUUGUGAUGAAUGGAAGACAUUGCCUAAACCAAAUCUCCACAGAGAUGUCAACCGAUUUGGACAUUCUGCAGUCGUCAUCAAUGGGUCAAUGUAUAUAUUUGGUGGAUUUUCUAGUGUACUCCUUAAUGACAUCCUUGUAUAUAAGCCUCCAAGUUGCAAAGCUUUCCGGGACGAAGAACUCUGCAGAAACGCUGGUCCAGGGAUAAAGUGUGUUUGGAAUAAGAAUCACUGUGAGUCCUGGGAGUCCGGGAACGCAAAUCUCCUGAGAGCCAAGUGCCCUCCCAGGACAGCCGCUUCUGAUGACAGAUGUUACAGAUAUGCAGACUGUGCCAGCUGCACAGCCAACACAAAUGGGUGCCAGUGGUGUGACGACAAGAAAUGCAUCUCAGCCAGCAGCAACUGCAGCACGUCUGUCAGAAACUACACUAAAUGUCACAUAAGAAAUGAGCAAAUUUGUAACAAACUUACAAGUUGUAAAAGCUGUUCACUGAACUUGAAUUGCCAGUGGGAUCAGCGGCAGCAAGAGUGCCAGGCCUUGCCAGCUCACCUUUGUGGAGAAGGCUGGAAUCACGUUGGGGACUCUUGUCUUCGAAUCAAUUCCAGUCGAGAAAGCUACGACAGUGCCAAGCUUUACUGCUAUAAUCUCAGUGGGAAUCUCGCCUCCCUGACCACAUCCAAGGAGGUGGGGUUUGUGUUGGAUGAAAUACAGAAGAACACACAGCAGAGAGUGUCACCGUGGGUCGGCCUACGCAAGAUCAACAUAUCCUACUGGGGAUGGGAGGACAUGUCUCCUUUCACAAACACGAGCCUGCAGUGGCUGCCGGGUGAGCCAAACGACUCUGGAUUCUGUGCCUACUUGGAAAGGGCUGCUGUGGCAGGGUUGAAAGCCAACCCUUGUACAUCCAUGGCAGACGGGCUUGUUUGUGAAAAGCCUGUGGUAAGUCCCAAUCAGAACGCAAGGCCGUGCAAGAAGCCGUGCUCCCUGCGGACCUCCUGUGCCAACUGCACGAGCAAUGGCAUGGAGUGCAUGUGGUGCAGCAGCACGAAGCGCUGCGUGGACUCCAACGCCUACAUCAUCUCCUUCCCCUACGGACAGUGUCUGGAGUGGCAGACUGCCACCUGUUCACCUCAAAAUUGUUCUGGAUUAAGAACCUGUGGACAGUGCUUGGAGCAGCCCGGGUGUGGCUGGUGCAACGAUCCCAGCAAUACAGGAAGAGGAUACUGCAUCGAAGGGUCUUCCCGGGGCCCAAUGAAACUUGCUGGGGUACACAACAGUGAGGUGGCUCUUGACACCAGUCUCUGCCCCAAGGAGAAGAAUUACGAGUGGUCUUUUAUCCAGUGUCCAGCUUGCCAGUGUAACGGACACAGCACUUGCAUCAACAACAAUGUCUGUGAGCAGUGUAAGAAUCUCACCACUGGGAGGCAGUGUCAGGACUGCAUGCCGGGGUACUACGGAGACCCAACCAAUGGCGGGCAGUGCACAGCUUGCACGUGUGGAGGUCAUGCCAACGUCUGUCACCUGCACACAGGAAAGUGUUUCUGCACAACCAAGGGGAUAAAAGGUGACCAGUGCCAACUAUGUGACUCUGAAAAUCGCUAUGUUGGUAACCCACUUAGAGGGACAUGCUAUUACAGUCUGCUGAUUGACUACCAGUUUACCUUCAGCUUGCUGCAGGAAGAUGACCGGCACCACACUGCCAUCAACUUCAUCGCAAACCCAGAGCAGUCAAACAAAAACUUGGACAUUUCCAUUAAUGCUUCCAACAACUUUAAUCUCAACAUCACGUGGUCUGUUGGCUCAACAGGUGGAACAAUAUCUGGGGAAGAGACUCCUAUAGUUUCUAAGAUGAAUAUAAAAGAGUACAGAGAUAGCUUUUCCUAUGAAAAGUUUAACUUCAGGAGCAAUCCUAACAUCACGUUUUAUGUGUACGUCAGCAACUUCUCCUGGCCUAUUAAAAUACAGAUUGCGUUUUCCCAACACAACACGAUCAUGGAUCUGGUGCAGUUCUUUGUCACCUUCUUCAGUUGCUUUUUGUCUUUACUGCUGGUGGCUGCUGUGGUCUGGAAGAUCAAACAGACUUGCUGGGCUUCUCGUCGGAGAGAGCAACUGCUUCGAGAACGACAGCAGAUGGCCAGCCGUCCCUUUGCUUCUGUUGAUGUAGCCCUGGAAGUAGGAGCUGAACAGACAGACUUUCUGCGAGGGCCAUUAGAGGGUGCACCUAAGCCAAUAGCCAUCGAACCCUGUGCUGGGAACAGAGCUGCUGUCCUGACGGUGUUUCUCUGUCUACCGAGAGGAACAUCAGGUGCCCCACCCCCCGGGCAAUCAGGUAAAAAUAAAAGAUCAUAUGCCCAUCUUAUUUUUAACAUAUUGUUUUAGUAACAAAUGAAAGCUUGAAAUCUGUGGGAAGGCAUCUGCCUUUAUGCCCAGAGCCCGAGUGGCUAAGGAGUGAGAUUGACAUGGAGCAGACGCGCACACGGGAACAGUCGAUCGGGGAGCGCCGUGCUGGAGACAGCAGUCCAGGAAAGUCCGGUAGCCAUCACCAAACGGCCUAAGCUUGUGAGAUUCAUCCACAAAGAAACUUGUCUGUCUUUAUUUUUGGAAGUGCACACUCUGGCAAAUAAAAGGAGAUAGUUAUCUUCUGUGUGCACAGUAGAGCGAGUUAAACUAUGUAUGGACUUUCUCCGUGCUUGGGACAGAGGAUUGACAUGCAAUGUAUUGCCCUGAAUCCUCUUGGUCAUUCUCCACCUCGGAUCCAUUUAUUACGCUUCGAUUCAUCACCCUCUUUCACUUUAAAAAAUUGUUUUCAACCGGUAGAAAAAUCACUUUUCGUAAGGAAUGUGUGUCCUUACAGUGAAAAGAACCCUUUGAAUCUCACCUUAAAAGGUGGGGUGCUGGUGUUCUUUGCAGUUGACAGUGAGCUUCCCUUGCUGAGGUUCAUGUAACUUAGGCAAGCUAGAAGCGCUUCCUUUAUCUGUCGGACACAUUGAUCGGCUAGCUGUGCACAUUCUCAACAUUGUCCGUGUAAAUAGGACAUCGCAUUAUUAAUUCAGCUCCUCAGCCCUUUGCAGAUGAGUGGUGCGGAAGCGCACACUUACGGGAUGAUAGAUGCAGGGCAGAAAAACAAAGACAGCUCCGUGCCACUCAUGAAUCAAGGUGCAUUAACCCGAACAGGAGGAGAGCCCACUGGGCCUGCUGCAGGUCUGCGGAGGGUUCCGACGCCACACAACAAGGCCUGUAUCACAGUCGGCCACUGCUCCUCACAGAGGGAGGGUGCUGACCUGCAGCAUAAGACUCUACCUAAAAAAAAGCAGUUUACAAUCUCCACAAGAAUAACUUGUUAAAAACCCCUCCAUUACUGUUUGUGACUUCUGAUUGGUACCCCUGGUGCUAGAUUUUUUUGUCCUGUGUAGCUACCAAUAACUUCAAUAUGUUACAGAAAUUCUCUUUAAAAACUUGGAUCAUACUACUUCUCUUGUUACCUCAAGAUUAAAGAAUUCGUAGCUGCAAGGCUCCGCGCUCAUAGUUUGCACUGUCAGACUAUGGAAACAUCGACAGCAGGUAUAGCUAGUGUCUCGCUUACACUAGGGUAUGUGUAUUGGGGCCCUCCUAGGUUCCUCCAGCAAGUCAUAGCAUGCAACCUACACAAUGAAUUUAGACACGAGGAAGUUAUUCACUAUUGGGAACAAGGAGAGGUCAACGUGUUCUGCAAGUCUGUCGUACCUCUGUAUUGUGGUUAUACCACUUAUUACUCCACGUUCUAAUGAAGUGAUCAAAUCAAAUAUUCCACAGCCUAAUAAAAUGCCGUUUCAUAGAUUGUUAAUAUUAAGAGCACAUUAACACUUUGAAACUCCAUCAAGACAGGUUGCAUUUUAACCCUUUGCUGGUGAGUUCCCUCUGGACAUGUUUGUUGGGAACAACAUCCUUGGGAAAGAGGAUGAAGAGGGAGCCUGACCUGCUGGGUCCCAGUGCACCGAGGACAGAGAGAAAAGAACAGAGCUGAAUGACCAUGUAUGUGGCAGCUCAGAAGGCCCUGCUGCCCACACCCUCAGUGUCUGUCGUGUGGAUGAGAGCCAAGGAUGCAUUUCCAGAGAGUAACUGUGCGAUGGGAAAGGCAUGUUUAAGACAUGGGGGCUGUGAUCCCACGACGCACCCAGCCGCCAGAGAAAGAAGAAAGAGUUAGAGAGUGUGAUAGUAGACAGCUAUGGAGGACUUUGAGAGAGUUUGUGGUGACCUUUAAAGAGUCGGACAUAGAACCAAGAGCAAAACUGUAUUUGCAAGCUCCGUAGCUUUAAGGAACCGGUGUAAACCCUAGAGCACUUGUCUGCUCACUGAAUGAAAAAAAAAAAAAAGAUGUAUAACCAAAAAGAUGGUCUGAUGGAUACAAUUAAAUGCACAUCAGAAGAUACCUUCCUUCUGUAUGUCUUUUCUUGUGAGGGGGAUGGGUAAAUUUUCCAAUGGACAGUCUGUUUUACUGAGCGUGUGAUGGAAUCCAAGACCCAUGCCAUUUCUAGAGACAGUUCAGAGGUGAGGGGGUUAGCGUCGGGCACAGUGCUGAGUGUGGAAGGUCUUAAGCUGAGGCAACUGAGCGGCUGGAGUGAGCCUCCCUCGGCAGUGUGCGCGCCUCUUCAGACACACGGUGCCGACUGAGUGCAGGCGAGCAUGGCAGGUGCAGUGGUAAAGGAGAACCUUCUCUCUGCUCCAGGGCAGAUGUCAAACAAGCAGACCGAAGAGUCUGACAGGAACUGUGACCCACUUUUCAAGGACUUGGGAGGGUGUGUGUCUCCACAGAGCUGGAGUUUUUCCUACAAUGCCUCUGUGUUUACAGUUGGCCAUCAACCUGUGGCGUCACUGUCACUGGGUGGCGAACCCUUUCUACUGAAGCCUAUAGGGAGGAAGGUCGGUUGUUAGACUUCGCCUUUAAGGAAGUUACUGGUCCCCAAGCCUCUCCUCUUUCUUCUCUUUGCCUCUCCCCACCCAUUUCUCCUUCCAUGACACAGCAACCAGCAGUUUAAACUAAAACUGGCAAAACCCUGGGCCAAAGAAACCUUCCCUCCCGCUAGGUGGCUUGCCUUGGGUGUUUUGCUGUAGUGACAGUAAGCUGACUAACACGCUGAGGAGAUAAAGGGGAGACAGGAGAAUUUUAAGAAAACUUCGGGGUCCAAGGAAGCUGAAUCCUAUACUGCACUAGAGCCUUGUCCAUAAUUGACCCAGAAGCAUUGAUCCCAAGCUGUAUCACUUGUGAUUGAAGAAGCCCGAGAAGGGAACGCUGUCCUUCCACUGCCCACAGAGUACUUAGAGGCUUGGGACUGAAACCAGGGAUAGACUUUUUCUCUCUAGGCAUCCAGGCACUGGAGCGCAACCCUCACACUGUGUCACUGUUUGCUAAACCGCACGUCUGGCUCAGAAGUGCACUGGUCCCGUCACCAUUUACCCAUUAAGCACUGCUUUCAGUUUAGUGCCACGAAGUUCAAUGCGGAAACUGGCUCCAGGCAGGCAUGGUGUGCAUAUGCAGAGAGGCAAGAAGAUGUGUCUGUUCUGCAAAGUUACUCUUUACCCGGAUUUCUCAAAAAUGCAAGAUAUAAAUGUGCAAGAAAGAAUAUCCAAUAAAAACCACUAGGUUUUGAAGUAGCUGCCAAGACAUUGACUAUUAUUGGGUUGUUAGAGUGGUUGAGUUAGAUUCUUUUUUAAAUGCAGUGUUUUGUUAAAUAGUUCAUGCCAUAUAUUUUUAUCAUGGUCACCCUCCCAUUUACCCUGUAACUCCUCCCUUUCCCCUGUAACUCCUCCCCUUUCCCCUGUAACUUCUCCCUUUUCCCCUGUAACUCCUCUCAUAUCCAUCUCCCAACUUUGAGUCUUUUUCUUUCAUAUCUUUUUUAAAUAACCCACAGAAUCUAAUUUAUGCUGCCCAUGUACUCUGUUGACUAUGCACUGGAAUAUGAUCCCUCCAUUAAAGAACAGGAUCCUCUCUGCCCCAGCCACGAGCAGCCAAUAGCUUCUUCAUCAGGAAUGUGAGCUCGUGGGUCUCUGAGAUGUUGGUGAUGCUGAUAAACCAGCCAGUGAGAAUGGCAGGAUCAGGUUUCCAGAGCACCAGCACAGACACUCAGAUGCACAGCCAGCCGCAGUAACUCUUGCCUCUGGUGCCGAGGCACACAGAGCACGUGGGCCUGUGUAGAAGCACGCAGCGUCCACAGAGGAGCAUCCACGUUGUCUCCUUUUCUAGGUCAGUUAGAUGGCUCCUAAUCACUGCGUUGUCCCGUGGCUUCACUCACAAGCUGUGUGUGGUCAUUCUAGUCUACUUGUUUUCUUAAGUAAAAUUAAAGUUGCCAAGUGCCUGGGGUGAGAAUAACUUUCAAAACAGAACUGUGCUAACAUGGGCCAUGUAAUCAGCACAAUUUCAUCAAAAGCCGGAUGUUACAUUGUUACUGUUCUCUUGAUUCCUCCAAAGAUCGGUUCUCAAAAAGAAGAAAGAAAGAGCAUUUUUGCCAUCAAACUUUAGCACAUAUAGUCAGGGAUGCACAGGAUUACAGAUUAAAGAGGCGGCACUGGAUCCAACCGGAUCCUGAAGGGGCCGCUGUGCCUGUCCCUCUGGGACAGCACUGAGAAGCCCCAAGCUGUUUGUUGUAUUUUGGUGGUCUCCAGGACUGUACAUUCCUGAUGCCAGGAGGUGACUCAUCCAGCACUCGUGGGAAAGUGCGUUCUUUCUGCUUCUCCUUGUGGACAAAAUCCUUGCUGUUCCAGGGAAGGUCUCGGAGAGCUUAACACCACUUCCUGCUUCCCUUGCCUGGCUCCUCCCCCUGAGGAGUCCCCUCCUCCAGGAAGGCCACAGCCCUGCCUUGUGCCUUCAGUAAUGCUAUGGAACAUCUAAACUCCUUCACAAAAGAAGAUGAAGGCUCAGACUCUGUUCAGAUGCAGGAAUGUUUGCGGAAGGAUGCGGGCACCAAGGACGCUCAUAACAGUUGUGUAAGGACACCAGCUGAAGAGAGGCCAUAAACCAGCACUGAUGUGCAGAAGGAGAAACAGAGGCCUAAGGGGAGCUGAGCACCUCACUCAGGCUGCAGAGGUGUAGGUCACAUGGAGAGUGGAAACACCGCCGGGCAGAGGCCAUGUGGGAGGCAGGAAGGAUGGGUUCACACACAUUCAUCACCACCACCAGUCAUUGCCAUCAAACACUGUCUCUAUGGUUCCCCUAAAGCACCCAGAAAAUUGGUAUGCUAAAAUAUCUUAUAUGAGUCCCAUACCUCCUGAUACGUGGAUUAUAUCCUGUAACACAGCCUACAGUGUUCUUCUAAACAAUAAAGGAAGUCAUAGACUUAUGACGGAAGCCUCAAAUUGACCAGUAAUCACAGGAUCACUUUGUAAAAGCCACUUAGAGAUACCACCCUGCUGUCUACAAAAACAAACAAACAAACAAACAAACAAACAAACAAAAACCACAAGUGCCCCAGGUUUCACAAACGAAUUCUCAUAAACCUCGAGGGAAUAAAGUUGCCGGUGCUGAUUAAACCUUUUCACAGCAUAAAGGAACCAGCCUGUUCUGAAGCAGUGCAGGUUAACCUUAGCAAAGCUGGCACAGGAGGGACGCCUCGAAAAUGGUUGUUGGUUCAUUUAAAACAAUGGCAUUAAAAAAAAUCUAGCAAAAAUCCGGGGAAAUCAUAAUGACAACAUUUGGAAAAAGAAUAGUUGUUCUAGAUACUAAUCCAUUAAACUAUAGCAGUUGAAGCAACACGAAGUCAGAACAAAUUAAUCAGUAAAGAAUGCAAAAAUAGGCACAAAUGAUUAUGGUAAUUUAGUGUAAUAAUAAAGGCUAUGAAUAAAAGAGCUAAGGACGACUUUCCAAAAUAGUGUGAAGACCAGCAGCUCGAUGAUGUUCAAAAAUUACCACGUGAAAUCACAGCUUAAAUUAACUUCUGGAGGCUCAAAUAGGGUAUUAUAAAAGGACACGCAUACGUAUACUAGAUCAAAAUAAAACAGAGUCUGUAGAAAUGGCUCAGUCAGUAAAGUGCUCACAGGGACCGGGGCCCAGCCCUGAGGACCCAUGUUAAAAGCAUCAGCUGCAAUGGUGGCAUUUAUAACCCAAGCUUGAGAGGCAGAGAGAGAAGACCCCUGGGGUUCAGUCAGCAGGCUCCAGGACACCAUGACAUCCUGCCUCAAAAAGCAAGAGAGAGAAAGAUGUGAUUAAAAUAUUAACUUACAGCCUCAGAAGUAAAAGAAAGCACAAGGUGGUUGGUUCCUGAGGAGCAGUGGCCUCCACAGGCACAUGCGUGCACCCACACACAGGCAGAGUCAAUACCGCAACAGAGAGAGUCCUGAUUAACUUGUCAGACAUGUGACACUAAGUAACUAAACACGGGAAGUGAAUAGGCAUGUCACCUACAGGUAUGUCUUCCUAAGAAAGAAACCGGGAACACCUAGAGGGCUGUGACGGUCCCCUCAGAGCUGCUGCUACCUUAAAGACUAGAGGAGAGAGGUCCGUCAGCGACCCACUAGAUACAGAUGAAGUGAGUCUGUCCUCCCCACUGCUGGCUGCGUUUAAGGAAAUGAAUAUUCUGCAUAGUUGGAGAGACAGAACUGACCACUCUUCAGUGAAAUGUGAACUGUCUUUACUGACCUCUCAGUAAUUAAAUGCAUCUGAACACACAUUCAGAACGUUAAUAUAUAGAUGGAAAUAUAUCUAAUAAUGAAAAGCUAGAAUGGUCUUAAAUGUUACCCAGAAGCGCAGUUUGCCAAGGGCUUAAAUGUCUGCAUAGGCCCUGGAACCUGUUCAGUGAAGGAAGUGACCGGCACCCAUUAAUGGCAGCUGCUGGUCAAGAAGCACCAGGAGCCGUCACAUGUCUCCACUUCUCUCUUCCUUGUCUCCAGGUUCACUGGAAGUUAUACGAGUCCUGGAACAGGACCACUUAUGAGGCAGGUCUAUAACAGGUGACCCCUGACCUCUGAUGUGCCAUGGCCAGUGACCUCUGAUGUGUCAUGCCAGGUGACCUCUGACUUCUGAUGUGCCAUGAAAACAAGGAGAACAUUUGUGGUGACCCACUACAGAGCUGCAGCCUCUGUGACCGUCACAAAGCUAAGAAGGAAAGCAACAGGGUAAAUGUGGCAAUUUUAAUAUAAACAACCGUAAAUUGAUACACCACAUGCUGGUGUACAAGUUGAGACUUCGGAAGAGAGGCAGAACUUUCUCUAAUGAGUACUUGAGACAGGGGACUCGGAACAAUGUUUACAUGUUCCAUUUCCUCUGUACUUUUUAUGUACUGUAAUAAGUAGUUUCUUUAGAAGACAAUAAUGUUUUUUAAAUGAUCAGUGAUGGUCAGCGUUAGUUACCAGCACGACAGCGGGGGAGAUUGUAGAUGAGAUGCUCUGUGGGAUCCUCUAAGUACUGUUUGAUUACACUGGAUGGCGUGAGGAGGCCCCGGUCACUGUGUCUGCUGUCGUCCCUUAGACGUCUUAGACGUGGGUCCAGGAUGAGAUGAGUAAAGAUGAGCUGGAUGGUCAGCGUGCACGCCUUCAUUCUCUCUGCCCCUGACUGGAUGUCAUGUGACUUGUUACUCGAAGCAUCCGCCACCUGACCUCCCUGGUGUGAUGCACUGUCUCCAGAACCUGUGAGCCAAAAUAAGCGCUUUGUCCCCUAAGUUGCUUCUUGUCGGGUGUUUCUACCACAGAAGCAAAACGGGGCAAUCCUCACAGGACAAGAGGGAACAACCAACUGGUCUAAUCAGAAGACAUUUUUCUUCUCAAGAAAGCAGAUAUCCACUGAUUGUGAGUGUAAAGUCAGGACUAACCAAGGGUCACCUGCCUGAGAAACCUCAGAUGCAUCACUGACAGCUCUGAUGUUGGCACAAGGUCCAAUUUUUAAAGGCGGGCAUCUAGAAUUAAUUCAUGAUGGAUCUGAGACCGUGGAAAAGUCAAAUGGAGGUGUGCUUUCCAAAAACUGGCAUUGAGAGUUUGUUCAUCCGUAUGGAAAGAAAACCACAACUGAGCCCCACCUCUCCUCGUGACUUAGAGUAGUGCCACAAGGAUUAAAAAUGUUACCGCAAAAGGUAAUGUAAGAUGUCAGAAGGCCGUGUACAGAAUGAAGAGAUAAAAAUACUUGAAAGUUAUACUCACAGUAUUUAUAAGCUUUAAUACGUACGGUAGGUCAGCUUCUGUACUAAGGACACUGAAUUUCCCAGCAGCCCUGUGGCAAAAGUAAGGUCUCAUCCCGGUCACAUGGACAGCACUGAGGCAUUGUGGCAGACUGCCGGCUUUCUUGGUGAUUCAGUACUAAGCUGAGAUCUAAACCCAUUCAAAAGAUAGAACAGGCAUUUCAGCAGAGGAAAUGUCGACGGUCCAUGAGCAUAAAUGGCAGCUGUUUUCAUCAGUAACCCAUGAAAUGUAAAUUAGAGCUACAACCAUGUUCCGACUACAGGAGCGGGAGAUACUGCUGGUGGGUAGGAUGUGUGCUGCACGAGUUGGCUAACCCAAGCUCGGAUGCCCAGGACCACAUAGAUGUAGACUCCUGUGGUGGCUGUAACCCCAGCACUAGGAGGCAGGGACAGAACCUUGAGGCUGACUGCUCAAAUCAGGGAGCUCCAGGUUCCGUGAGAGACAACCCCUCAAACAAAGCCAUAGCACUGGAAGAAGAAACCUAGCAUCGGCUUCAGGCCUACACACACACACACACACACACACACACACACACACACACACACGAGCAUGUGUGAGUUACUUGCCUUCCAAUUGUACACAUACCAAGGUGGCAACAGGCAGCUUCCUGGUGUAAGGUCCUGGUAAGGACAUGGUCUCCUUCGUGCUCCUCAGUAGGGUUAGGGUUAGGGUUAGGGUUAGGGUUAGGGUUAGGGUUAGGGUUAGGGUUAGGGUUAGGGUUAGGGUUAGGGUUAGGUUAGGGUUAGGGUUAGUAGUUCCAUAGUGCUGAGCUGAUGACGCCUUCAUCCUCAUAACAGCCAGUUCCAGAUAUCUUGGUCUUCACUCAGGUUUUGUUAAAAAAACAAACAAACAAACAAAAACAACUAUCUCAAUAGGUCAUUUUUUUUAACUUAAUGCAACAUUUUAUUUCACAUGUGCACUUGAAAGAGUCCCAUGAAAAGUAGGAGCACGUAUGUCUUAAUUCAUAAAAUAUGCAUCUCUAGUUUAUUACGUGGCUUGUAAAAUACAAAAUUAUUUAAAAAUUGAAGGGAAAUCGAGUUUUAUUCAAGUCUGUUUUUAUUAAAAAUACAGUGUGUGACUGACUGAAAUUUUAGCUAGCUCGUGCUCUAAAAGCCCAGUUUCAGGGAGUCAAUAAGUCAGAAUAAUGCCUGUUAAGUCGGUGGGUUUUCAGGCUGUGUCCUUGUCUGUUUAGUGUGUUGGGGUUGGGGGUCUAGUUUUUUGUUUAGUCUCCUUGGACCCACUGCUCCCUCACUGACGGUCACCUUGAGAUGCUGAACCAGAGCCCGGUACAGUUCAGUUUAUCACAAACCAUAGCCCAUUUCUAUACUGGUCUUAGAAAACAAAGAAGUUUGCAAUGUCAAUGUGGGCAGAGGAGUUUGGGGAGUAAAACUGCUCGGUGUUAAUGACAGAAGGUUCCCAGAUCACUUUCAACCCUCCCCAGGCCCCGCUCGUGCCCAGAUUGGUUCAAAGCAACCUCAGUUAAAACAAGCCAGUGCUCCCCACACUUUCUGUGGCCGGAGUUUAAUAAUGGUGUAAAUGAUGUUUUCUUUCCCACAACUGCAGGCAGAGAUUGUUUUGGAGAUCUUUCAACUUAACUCAUUAUAAUCAAGUUGUACCAGCCUUUGUUUUAAUAAGAUUCUAAUCUGGAGGCCUAUCCUUCGCACCAGUGACUUUACACUGUUAAUUGCUUUCUUGUCCUCCAUUAAACCACGGUUGCAAUUGCUACAUCGUAACAGGCUCCCGAUGCUUUUGUAUUCUGCCCAAGUUCUGCAGACAAUCUAGGCAACAGCCUCUCACUAAAGAACAAAAUUACCUAUUAUCCCUUUAAUCUUGAUGUUCUUUUUUAUGGGUCUAGUUCCUAGCUAGUGUCCAACCAGGAAACUACGUAUUAUCUUCUUUUACAAAAAAAAAAAAAAUGUUUUUCUUUUUAAAGCAACAUAGUAUAGAAAGCCAAAAUUUAUUUCUAGAUGGAACUUGCAUAGUGUGUUCAUUUAUUGUUUUAUAGGACCAAUUAAAAAGACAAAGGAGCCCAUUCUCCCCUUGAUACAGCAGAGCGAUUCCCAUUAACACUAAGAGGAAAGACGUGCUUGUGUAGGUGAGUGGAGCUGUCCUAGGACGCUGAGAGGCAGGAAGUGCUCACUCUGGAGUGAGCAUGAUCAGCUCCGUGGUUCCUCUAGAGAAGCUACACAAAAAGCAAACAGCUCAACCCUCAAGUCACCCCGCCCCCCAUUGCUUGUAUAUUGAAGAAAGUCAAAGGAUAAUUUGAGACAGUUUCUUCCUUCAAAAACCAACUGGAUGUGAAUUUGCUAGCUUAACAUGGAUGGCACAACUUACAGAAAACAUUCAGUAAUGAAAAGCAGGCGGGAAGGGGGGUGGGGGUUGACAGGGCUUUCCUGAAGGGCAGACCUUGGAGACCAGCUCCUGAAGGCAGAGGUGAGAGCAGAAAAUUAGUUAUCUGCAACACUGUAAAAGAAGCGAGGAGUUGCAGUCCGGCUGACAGCAUCAGGCUUCUCUUCAGAGCUUCCGACUUGAGCAGCUCUCGGCAUCUGCCAUCCUUUUGGUGCCGGGGGCACCAUAUGAAAGGUUUUCACUCUAGUUCUGCAUAAUUGGACACAAGAAAUUGGGGGUGGUUCUCCUUCAUUGUUUCCUUGGGUUAGCCGCCCUAGGGCCACUGUGUAAAGUGUGAGCAGUUCAGGGUGCCACAUCUCAUGAUCCGUUCCUUUUCCUUCAGUUGCUUGGUUUUACUGUUGACACGUUCAUUUUAUGUCUGGUAGGCAUCAAGUUCAGAUUUGGUUUCUGACCUUUGAAAAGGCACUUCAAAGACAAAGCAACCCUCUCCUGCCAUCUCUCCCUCUGACCUCCAUUUUCUUGAUCCAACUUUCCACUUAGCUGCAAAACACCACACUCGAUAGCAUUAUUCCCUGCCCCCAAGUCUCUCCUGCCCUGAGUGGGUUGGCACUCUCUGGAAUGCUGCUGCUAUUCAUACUGACCUGGAAAGGGCUUCUGAGAUAUUUUUCUACUCUAAUUGCUUCCUUUCUUAACUAUGACGGAUCCUUGCCUUCAGAAAAUUACUUGCAACCUUCUCUGGAACCAAAUUAAACAAACACAAACCCAAGCCCUUACCCCCAGUUUGUUUCUUUUAUAUCAUUCAUUCAUUCAUUUACCCAUUCAUUCACUUGGUUGGUUGGUUUGUUUCAAGACAGUGUCAUGUAGCCCAGGCUGGCUUGAGACUGGCUCUGGAACUGACAAUGACCUUGAGCCCUUGACUCUCUUCCUGCACCUACCUCCCAGAAGCACGUGCCACCAUUUCCAGAGUUUCUUUUCCAUAUUUAAAAAACAAUGACUAAGGAACUGGGCAGGUAGAUUCACAGGUAACGUGCUUGGUGAACAAAUAUCAGAGCCUGCGUGCAGAACUCCAGAGUCUACAUAACAGCCGAGACUGGCCACACACGGGUAACCCAGUCCCGCGUGCCUACAUGACAGAGGAGUCUGGCCAAACACAUCUAACCCCAGUUCUGCAUGGUGGACAGACACAGCCCUGGAGCUAGCUGGGCAGCGAGCCUAGCUAAAACACUGAGCACCAGCUUCAGUGAGAGACCCUGCCUCAAAGUUAUAAAGCAUAGAAGCUCAACAUGGCCUCCACACAUGUGGUCCAUGCUCGCACAUCCACCAGGACACAGUGGCUGGACGGCUCUCUCCGUUCAAUAUCUUCUUUUAUCUUGGAUUCCAGAUCAACCUUCAUUGCUUUUGCCUGAAUUCCCUAAAGAAUCUUUUUUUUUCCCUCACAGUUAUGCUUUUAGAAGUUUUCCCUGGUUAGUAUUGUGGGGUCGUUCAUAAAAGAACCCGGGGUUGAAAGACAGAAUGGGGGAAUGUAAAUGUUACUGAGCCCGGAUUAUCAUUCCCUGUGGACCUCACAUUAAAAAAAGAAAGAAAAGAAAACCCGUCCAUCUCCCUAGCAUUGUGCCAGCUCUGGCUCUCCCAGGGUGGGCACUGAGGUAGGGUGAGGAGCUAUGCAGGGGCACGGGACAACUCUGAAGAAGGCAGGGUGGAAGCAACCAGGCAGAGCUCUGACAGGGUGUGAAGAAGAGUGACUGGGAAGGAACUGAGGUGUAGUUCUGAGAAAACAGACAGUCUCUGGACAGGCCAAGGUCUAGUCUUCAAGUCAGUUACCUGCUGGGAAAGUCUCACAACUGCCCCUGCACAGAUGACCUCAGCAGCAGUAGACAUGAUGGAAUGAACAGAGGGAUCUGCCGACCCCAGCCAUUUUGUUUCCACUUGUUUUAGGGUUUCACUGCUCUGAUGAGACACCAUGACCAAGACAACUCUUUUUUCUUUUCUUUUAUUGGAUAUUUUUAUUUACAUUUCAAAUGUUAUUCCCUUUCCCGGUUUCCCUUCUAGAAACCCCCUAUCCCAUCCUCCUUCCCCUUACUUCUAUGAGGGUGCUCCCCUUACCCACCCACUCCUUCCACCUCCUGGCCCUGACAUUCCCCUACACUGGGGCAUCUAGCCUUCACAGGACCAAGGGCCUCUUCUCCCAUCGAUGCCAGACAGGGCCAUCCUCUGCUACAUAUGCAGCUGGAGCCAUGGGUCACUCCAUGUGUACUCUUUGGUUCAUGGUUUAGUCCCUGGGGAGCUCUGGGGUAUCUGGUUGGUUGAUAUUGUUGUUCUUCCUAUGGGGCUGCAAUGCCCUUCAGUUACUUCAGUCCUUUCUCCAACUCCUCCAUUGGGGACCCCGUUCUCAGUCCAAUGGUUGGCUGCAAGCAUCCACCUCUGUAUUUGUCAGGCUCUGUCAGAGCCUCUCAGGGGACAGCUAUAUCAGGCUCCAGUCAUCAUGCACUUCUUGGCAUCCCCAGUAGUGUCUGGAUUUGGUAUCUGCAUAUGGAAUGGAUCCCCAGGUGGGGCAGUCUCUGGAUGGCCUUUCCUUCAGUCUCUGCUCCACACUUUGUCUCCAUAUUUCCACCUGCAAGUAUUUUGUCCCCCUUCUAAGAAGGACUGAAGCAUCUGUAUUCUUCUUGAGCUUCAUGCGGUCUGUGGAUUGUAUCUUGGGUUUUCCAAGGUUUUGGGCUAAUAUCCACUUAUCAGUGAGUGCAUACCAUGUGUGUUCUUUUGUGAUUGGGAUACAGCUUGGUGGUGGGGUGCUUGCCUAGCACGCCCAAGGUAACUCUUAGAAGGACAACAUGUAAUUGGAUCUGGCUUACAGGUUCAGAGGCUCCGUCCAUUAUCGUCAAGGUGGAAAGCAUGGGGGCAUCUAGGCAGGCCUGGUGCGGGAGGAGCUGAGAGCUCUACAUCCCGACCAGAAGGCGCAGCGUGAGCACUAGAACACCACAGGAUGGUGCCUGCCUACAGGACGGCACACUUCCUCUAACAGGGCCACACCUCCUGAUAGUGCCAUUCCCCAUGGACCAAGCAUGUUCAAACCAUCACACCCCCUGAAAUAUGGCUCUUACCCCAGAGGAAGGGGCUACUACCUGCAGGACAUCCUUGUUCCUACUGGCCGUUCCUGCAGUGCCCAGGGCUGUCCCUUGGAGAGUUAUCACAGGACCAGUGGCAGGUGGUGGACACUAAGGGUGAGAUCUCUACUUUCAUAAAUCAGCCCCAAGGCUACGCACAUGUUUGUCCUUGUCUUGCUUCUAAAGCUCAGCACAGCCAGGUUGCAGAGUUCACUCUUAGAAUUGUUCGCUGCUGUGAAGAUCUCCAACUUUGAAAGCAAAUAUUUUUCCAACUUCUAAAGAUAUAGUUAAAUUUAUUUUUUCAUCUUAAAAAUUCCCAACUCCUAAAGAUGUAGUUAAGUCUGGUUUUUGCUUUUCAUCUUAAAAAUGAUUGUAAAAGAAAAUAAAGUCUAUAAUCAGGUUCUCUUGUCUGAGGGACUAAAUUUAAGAAAUGAAAACAAAGAGUUCAUUCAGUCCAGUUUUUCCUACUGCUGAGUGUCGGCACUGCUAGGGUGGAUACUAUGCUUCCUUCAGUGGCUACAAACUGCACUUCUAAAGUGAAAGUAUCCAACGUCUGUAAGAAUGUCAGAAUGUCUACAAUCCUCACCUUGGACUGACCAGUUCCCAGGCACUAAAGUAAAUACACUAGUGCUCAUGGUUACCAAAGAUAGCCAAGAUCCACAGCAUGUGAGUAAAUGCAGAGAGGUAGAGUCACGGUUACGGUUUCCCAAGGACACAAGCCACUCUGCCAGAUGCGCAUAACCCACAACAUAUAAGAAGAAACUCAGCUGAGACAGACCUUUCCACAGAGUUUAGCAAGAUGCUGCAGUUACACUGCUGGAGGAGUGUCAACCUGUUAGGGUUCAACUCCCCAGGACCUCCACUCACCCUGAGGCUAAGAGCCAUGGUCCCUGGCAACCAGCACCCCCGCCUGACAUUGAGAAAUGCUGGAUCAUUAUUUAUGAUCAAAUAGACUUUAAUUCCAAUUCUGAGCAACCAAGUUGCUUAUUUGAAGAAUGAACUGGAUUACAAGAGGACUUAUUUAAAAAUCUGUUUAAUGUGCAAUUGUAGAAUGCAAAGUUGUCUUAAUACAGUAGGACCGGAACGGCUAGAAAUGGCUUGACUAUGAAUACAGUGUCAGAUUUCUGUGUUCAGCACAAAAGCCACAUUGUUCUCAUUGAUCGACUUUAUAAUAAAUAAAUGUUUACAAUUAUCAAGGUAAUUGGUUUACAGCAUGAUAACCAUAACUUAUGCUUCCACUAAUAAAACAAUGCAUUUAACAGUGUACAAUUUUAUGUUAAAGCUCUGUUUAUAAAAAAAAAAAACUUGAAAACCUCUGCUUCAGCAAGAACCAAAUUGGCUUUAAGCCUGAGAGUUUUUCCUGGACUUCUAUUCCCCUGUACCAUACCGUAUCUGAGACUCAGAAAACCCAUACAGUGAGCAUACAGACCUCAUAGUCUGCAGACCACUGUGGUACGUGAGAAAAUCUUAGAAGUGCUGGGCAGGACGUCUUCGCUCUGCUGUCUGCCUUCUUCUCCCUUACAAAUAUCUCUGUGUAAAAUAACCACAGAGGAUUGCAUAACACAAAAACCAACCCUUCGUGAACGUGGUCAUUAAUUUAAUUUUUCAAUGUUUGGAGAAACAGAAUUACUUUGAACACUUUUGCUCUCGUUGAGUUAAACAGUUUUUAUUUUGAGAACUGACCAGUUUCUCCUCCGUUUUCUGUUACUGUGUGCACCGUUACUCCAGCACAGGCCUUCUCUCAGAAUAUGAGUGGCUUGGGAUGGGAGCUGUAUCCUCCGGUCCCUCUUGUAACGGGGGCUGCACAGCUCCACACAGCUCAUUUGAAACAAACACUUGUAACGGGGGCUGCACAGCUCCACCCAGCUCAUUCGAAACAAACACUUGCUUAGAUUGUAGAGCGCGUAUAUGAGUGAACCUUCAGGUGCACUCACGUCUCUGUUGUCCCAUCAUGUCCUAGUCUUCUGAGGUAGGCAUUGCUGUCUCUUAUACAGAGGAAUUCAGCACUCAGCGUGCUGAAAUGACCUGGCAAAAGUCACACAGCUCUUAAGGGUAGAGCCAGGUGUGGAGUGCUGGCCCCCAUUGCUAUUCCUUGAUACUGGCACAACGUUAACACUCACUAAGGAGACCGCUUCCCCUCCUGGAAAAGAGAACUGUAGUCACAAGGUGACUGAAUCAGCCGGAAUUCACCACUGGCAUUUGUGUGCCAGAGUUCCUGUCAUAACCUCAAUUCUUCUCUCUGUGCUGUGCAUGCGUUAGGAAAGAAACGCCCCUGUAGUUGGGCUCAGGGAGCGGCAGACAUCAUGAUGAUAGUUCACCCAUCGAGACAUUUCCUCCAGGGUAGGCACACAUUUCAGUAGAGCGUUUACCUCGCAUGCUCAGAGCCUUGGGCUUGGUCCCCAGUGCUGAAUAAACUAAGAGGCUCAGUCCUGUCGUUCCAACACUGGGGAGGUAGAGGCAGAAAGAUUGGGAGCUCAAGGUUAUCCUUGACUACAAAGCAAGUUUGGGGCUAGCCUGGAUGUACAGGACUUUAGCUCAAAAAUAGGUAAGCAUGUAGGGGGUGCUCUUCCUCCCAACCAUGAACUAUGAGCAAAGGGGCUUGGCCUAUGAAACUGUUUUGAGCACUGUGUGGGCAUAAAAUUUUUGUAACCUUCUUUUAAUAAGGGUUCAACCUCUCCUCUAACCCAGCAGUGGUAGUGGAAGAGAAAAGUUAUUAAGGUGUGGGGGAAGUGGACCUAUUUAGCAAUAGUUCUUUGGGGGUGAGCUCGGUCUUGGACAGUAGUUCAGCCCCAAAGCAAACACCACAUAUGACUCAGUCAGCCCUCCAGGCAGGCAGACAGCACACAUGAACCAGCAGCUACAGUCCAGUCCUUUCAGCAGGCAGACACCAGGCCAAACCAACAGCUGUAGUUCAAUCCUGCAGGAACUGCAAGGCUCACCAACCAGCCUGAGGCGAGGCUGCUGAAGGGGCAAGCUGCCUCAGGAAUCCCACAAGCCGUUCUUGGGCGAGCUUCUCUCCAUGGCUGUGUUACCUCAAGUUGAGCUCAACAAUGAUUAUGUAGUGCAAACCAAUACAAGCUCAUUGUUGGGGCAGAAUGGCAAGAUGAGCAAACCCAAGCAGUGCUCAGUACUCGUCUCCCACUGUCUGUGAGGUCGUACUUACAUUCCCUCACGCCUGCUCCCCUCAUGUGUCUGCUCCAGCAAAACGUCCUUUCCUGCAUCUGCUUUAGCAAGACCUCCUUUUGCCAGUGCGCCCCAGCAAAAUGUCAUUCAACGUAACUGACUUUCCAAAGAAACCAGGAGUUUCCACUUCAGCACUGAAAUAAGCUUUAUUCUAAAACUUGAAAAUCUUCAAAAUCUAAAUGAAGAAAUGUUUCUAAAAUAUAGCACCAAUUUUAUUGUCAGAUUUAGGAUUUGUAAACAUUUCGACACACUUGUAAACAAUUUAUAUGGCUAGUGUGACAUCAUGAGAAUUCAUAGGUGUAUUGGCCACAGUCAAUAACAUGAUUUUUAAUGUUCGAAUAUUUUAGUAAGUAGUACUUAGCAUGAGUCCAUUUGACUCUCUGAAGUGGAAUGGGGUGGGGCUCUCAAGGUCAUUAAGUGACCUUGUCAGGACUCACUUUAGCAAGAUGCCUGAUUCUCUGCAGACGAGCAGGCAUCUUGAAUGGGGCAGAGGAGAGACAUCUGUGCUGUUCUCGACCGGAGUUCCAUGUGUUCUCCGUCUCUGUUUUCUGACUUGGUGGUUCAGCAUAAUGUUUCCUACAGAGAGCAGGGAGCAGAAACGCCUGGUUAUGCAAGUACCUCAGACCGGAGCCCUCAGCUGAAAUGCGUUGUUCUGUAUCUGCGGCUCCUCUCUGAUCUAGCUGGGUUCUGAGGUUAGGGCUUGUGCUAUCUUCCCGGUGCUGCUGUGAGGUCUCUUCCAGACUCUAGGCACUUAGGCAGGGCCUUUCCGUGACCUUCAGAAUUGAAAGCUCGAUGCAUCCCUUGGCCCUCAUCCUCAUGGCCAUCAGUGUCUGGCUCAAUAUGGCUCACCUGCUUCUGCUUCUGCCUUGUCCUUGCACUUGUAAGGACCUCUGUGGUUAUAGGAGCUGGUUCAUACCACAUGGAGUUGUGUCCCCACUUCAUGGUAUUUACCAUGAUCACAUCUAGCCAUCCCUUUGCUGGGAACGUCGCAGGGACCAGGGUGUGCAGCUGCAGAGUGAUGAUGAUUCUGCCCACCAUGGACACACACACUUAGUAAAUGCCAGGUGAAUAUAUUCCUCAGGACACCUGAGCAGCAGCCAAGUGCACUCUGUGAGCAGGAGGCGCCCUGUCCAUUCAUCUCACAGAUCCCCAAGACCUCCCUGAUGCACACACACUCUGCCUCUUGCUGGCCAUCUCUCCCCCACUGACUGCUUUGCUCCUAAACCUAAUGGUAAGAACGUUGCUUGGUUCAUUCACUGUUUCUUCCUGUGAAAUAAACCUUUGUUGUGAGGGAGCAGAGCACGUGGGGCUCUGGCUGUGCAAGAGGAAGAGGGAGAGUUGGGGUUGGUUUACAGUGCCACACUUCGAUUCAGAAUUUUAAUUUAUUUUUUUAAGAAAAUGGCCCCAUUAAAACAAACCUUUCCAGACUCUGACACUGAGCUUGCUUUCCCUCUCUCCCUCUCUCUUGCUUUCCUCACUCUUUCACUCGCUCUCUCUCUCUCUCUCUCUCUCUCUCUCUCUCUCUCUCUGUGUGUGUGUGUGUGUGUGUGUGUGUGUGUGUGUUCAGUCCCCCACCCAGUACUCCUUGUUUCUCUCAGUUGCUAGUGUUGAAGUCACUGUGGAACAGUUACCAGUCCAGUCUGCCACUCAGUAGCUGUCGUAUCCUCAGUAAAUCUUUGUAUCUCCCCUGCCUCUGUCCUUAAAUGUAAGACACAGAGAAGCUUUUUCACUUUGGAAACCGGGACUGUGCUCCCAUUUUCUCGCUCACACUGAUUUCUAAAACUCACAAAGGCCAUAGGACAAAGGAUAAGUGCCUUGGCAUGCAGGCACCUCAGAAUCAGGGCCCUGUCUCCUGCUCUACCUUCCACCUCAACCUCUCACUGUUUGCAGUGCAUGCAGCCCUCCAACAGUGUCUGCCUGGAAGACUCCGGGUGUGCUGAGGAGAGGAGCCAACUACACAUUACCGGGAAUUUUUGUCACUUUACUAAGGUUUUAAAACGGGACGCAAUAGGGCAGACAAGUGUCAAACAUUAUCAGAGUGAUGCUCUCGAAUGUCCAGGGGGAAUCACCUUGCCUUGGGAAAGAACAAAAAUGUACUGAAUGUGUUUAAUCUUUGAUUAAAAUGUAUAUUUCUGUUUUGAGAGUAGUAGUUAAGCAGAGAUCACGAGGCCCAAAGGAUACUUUAAGCAUCAUUAAACAUGAUCUUCCCUAAAUGAAGUGGAUGGGAGAGCCCAGGAUAGGUGAGUCCCUGCUUGCUCUGUGGACCUUGGGAGGGGACUUUCCACCUGUGAGAGUGGAUGGGGACCACGAGGACCUGGCGUCUUAUCUCUGGGCAAGGCUUAUCACUACUAACACUGCCCAGUCGCUCCCACUCACCUGAUGCCUUAGGACCCAUUACCCAACAGAAUGGAUGGAGCCUGAAUGGAGCCAAAGGGCGGCUGAACAUCCUCCCAAACUGUUUGCAUCCACAAGACCACACGGCCACAAGAGCCCUCUGCAGAGGCUCAGGGCUCUGAGCCAUGGGGAGGGCGUGGCUCACACACACAGGCUCUUCCUUCUCCUAUGCACUUUGCAUGGGCCUCAUGUCCAAAGUCCUGCGAGGGGCUCUUUAUUUUUUAUUAAGAUUUAUUAUUUUAUGUGAGUACACUGUAGCUGUCUUCAGACACACCAGAAGAAGGCAUCAGAUUGCAUUACAGAUGGUCGUGAGCCACCUUGUGGUUGCUGAGAUUUGAACUCAGUACCUCUGGAAGAGCAGUCUGUGGCUCUUAACCACUGAGGCCUCUCUCCAGCCCUGAGGGGCUCUUUUGAUAGGCAAUUCUCACCAGUACCAUUCCGCCCCAUCCAGAGGAGACUUAUAGAUCUCUUGCUCCUUUUCACCUCCCGGUUACUGUUCUCAAGAUCCAGGAGCCAAGCCACCCUCCUGUCCUCCCUCCCGUCCUCCCUCCUGUGCUCCCUCCCAUCCUCCCUCCUGUUCUCCCCCAUCCUACCUCCUGUGCUCCCUCCAGUCCUCCUUCCCAUCCUCUCCACUCACACAGGUGGUUCCUGCCCACGGUCAGUGCUCAGAUCACACCUGAGAAGCCACCACAGCAGACACACACAGCAGGGGCAUUGGGCAGUAUCCUACCUUAACCCUUAAGGAGUGCAGUACUGGGGUAGGCACAUGUAACAAAGUUUCCAGCAGACUUUCCCUCGGGAUUCUUACUUGGCUCAGUGCCCAUUCUCGUUACUCUGGAGGCUCAGUGAGUAAUUAGACGUGUGAAGGAGAAGAUGCUGGGCCAGCUGCUGGCCUUUACUUUCUAGUGUGCUGGUGGAUUCUGAUGUUAUUUUGUUUGUCUCUCUCAAGAUACUGAAUAUUUUUUUAUCAAAAUGCACAGGUCAUUUUCAUUGUUUUCAAAUUUAUAUUGCAUGUGUGUGUGUAUAACAGUGGGAAGGGGUUGCGACAUAGUGUGCACAUGGGAGGCCGGAGGGCAGCUUCGUGAACUUGAUCCUCCCCUUCCACACCUGUGUGGGUUCAGGGGGGUCUUCAAGCUUAUGGGCAAGUUCUCUCCAUGCUGGGUCCCCUUGGCAGGCCCCUCGGACUGUAUACACAUUCCUUCCCUCAGGAGCUUCUGAAGUAAGCAGACUGACCGGCUGUGAUACACUCAGAAAAAUUCCUGUCUCCUCGUUCCCAUUUCUUCAUAUAUAACAUGAGAGGGACUUCAUUUUCUCAUCACAGCCUCAUGCUCGUUUUAUAGGUGAUAAAACUGAGGCCCAGUUCCCUAAUUGAAGUAAGCAGCUAUGCUAACCUGCAGAGUCAGUGGGUGGGGAAAGCGGACACCCCACUUAUGGCCCAUCUUGCAGAAGCCCUGUGCAGACAGCGUGAGGGACAUGCUGGUGACUGAGCUCAGGGUGCUCUGACCUUGGCUUUGCCAGCCUCACCCUUAGCCCCUACCUCCUCGCCCUCCUUACCGAGCAGCCCUAAUACUCAGGGAUCCAUCCGUCUGUCUGCGUGCUCUGUUGGAAAGUUGGAAGCCUGGAAAGUCGUCCCUGACUCAUUUCCUGAGUCUGCAUACCUUGAGAGAGCCCGUAUGGUGUGCUUCCGCUCUGCUGUAUUUCACACCCCCACACCGUGUGCUAACUAAGACUGUUGAAUGAUUCAGUCUCAUGCUUCUGACUGCAGCUGCUUCCCACCCACUGGGGUAACAGGAAGCAUUCGGCUUGGAGAAUGCAGGAGACUUGCAGCCUGGCUCUAGGAGCCACCUCUUGCUGAUCAAAAGAGCAAAAAGACAGCCAGAUCACACAAGGAAGCCAGGGGAACAGGACAGACAGAGAAGAUCGUUGUUUUGUUGUAGGAAAAGCUCAUGAAAAUCAAUGCAGAUAAUCCAGUAUAUCAAUACACAAGAGGAAAACAUAUAAAGAAGCAAUUGAUAAAAUAACAACCAAUAAAAUAGUGAGAAUCCUAUAGUCUAAUUAGUAAUCGAUUAUACACACUAAAAUAAUAAUAGCACCCAAACCGGCCAUGUUAGUGCAGGAUUGAAUGUCGGUGUACCUGUGGAAGGCUUUGUGAUGAUGGCCUGAUGCCUUCUUGUAAACCUAAUUGGACUGCGUGUCUGAAGGGCCUUGAGUCACAGGCCCUGUGGUUUUCAUAGGAAUCCACCCGGGGAAAACGAAUAGAAAUUUGGUCAAAUACUGGGGUGGUCAAAUCAGCAUUAUUUAUAAUAGGAGACUUGGUAAGUAACAGAAAAAAAUUUACACGGAACGUCUCAUCACUUUAGGGGGCGUCAUAAUGAUGCCUGGAGUCUGUAGAAACUGGGGGAAAUGUCAAGGCACAACCCACCUAAAAUGCUGGGGGACGCAGUCCCUCUUCAUAGAGUAGCAAGGGGGAAGUGCCAGGGCCUUUUCCGCCUGAGAGGGAGGGCAGCCAAGGCAGCUGCGAAGGGCCUGGGUCUGAGGACAUAGAGCCAGCUGCUGUCACUCAUUAGCCAUGUCUGUGGCAGACUCCCUGGACCGCCCAGCUCUCCCAGUGGCCCCUCAUUCCCCUUUGCAGAAACAUGACACGACACGUGGUGAAGACUCUAAGAAGUGGUGGGUGUGGCUGGAGCGUGGCACAAGAGAGGGGAAACUAUUGGUGUGAGGGCUAAGAAACUGAACUGCUUUACAUGCUGACCUGCAGUAGAUAUGUAAAAUGUCAUUUAAAUGGAUUCCCAAUCUCAUCCCUGUCCACAGACAGGAUAUUCUGUCCUCCCCCAGCAUUGGCAUCAUAAACCUAGUUCCAAUCACCUAACUGUACAGAUGUCCCCUCACUAACAUCCCCAGAGAGGGCUCCAGAGUCACCCAAGCCCUCCAGGCAAUACCGUCUUUAGUAAAGAUGCUUAACCCCUCUGAAGCCACAUCAUCCAUCCUGCCAAUGAGGACAAAAGCCCAAAUCCCAAAGGGGCCGGGAGGGGCCGUGGGACAAUCAGAUGGAGUCACACAGGUAGAGGAUUCAGCUGGCACAACACCAGGUGAAGAGCAGCCAAUCAGAAGGCUGUUCUUCCUCCAGUCGCUUAUGGGUGCCUUCCCAGUCCCAACACCAGAACAAAGGACAUCUCUUCUCUCCCCAGUGUGACCACUGAAUGAGGCUGAGGCGGUCAGGGCUCAGGCACUUACUCAGCACAGAAGGCAGAAAUGGUGCACAGUGGUCAUGGACAGCCAGCCUGCCCUCAGCUACCCAGGAAGUGUUACUCCAAACCUGGGGUCCUUACCGCAGUUCAAGUAUCAAGUAUAAAGUACUAAGGACUUUGAGAAUGACACUGACCUCUGAGAUGUGGCAGAAAGAGGUCGGGAUGCAGGUUUUAGGGAAGUAAGAUAGCACAAGGUGGGUUGCCUAGGUGGAGGGAAAUGGGGCAUGGACCCCAAGGGUGUGGGGAUGUUGGACUCUGAGAUCAUGCCCUCCGAGGAACAGGGACUUGUGUGCCUGGAAUAGGCAGCAGUUGUCCAAGCAGACAGAGACGUACAUGCCACAUGCGGUCGCAGCACGAGGGCCCCUGCUGUCACUAUCCACAGAGCCACCUGCCAGACUUCCAGCUGCCUGUGGACAUCUGAGGGGCCAGUCUGAGCCCCCGCCUUCCCGAUGCUCACUUUCAGCUGCCAUUCCCCCUCAUUCCUGUUGACUGAAUAUCAAUGUAUUUCUCACAUUUGGUUUUCCUGUUUCUCAAGAGCCAACCAUUGAGGGGAAAGGGAGACAGAAGGUUCUGGGCUCAGCUCUACUUCCUGGGUCCGGGUCAUUUUCUUGGCACAUUAGCUAAUCUCUCUAGAGUGUCAAUUUUAUAUCUCACCCUCUCCACUGCUGAGGAAAAGGAAAGCACUUGGAGAGAAAUUAACAUAUAAAAGCAAGGUGGUAAAUAAUACCUUCUUUCUCUUUGUUCCAAAAGAGAAACUGCUUAGGCAAAUAUCGAGAUGUUCUCGUGGCUUUGUGAACGUCCAGCAGAAGCUACCAAAAAUAUUUUGUUGAUUAAAAAUAUUUAGUAAUGACUGCCAAAUCAAAUAUUGAGGCUGUAAUGAUAGGGGUGACCAAGUCCCUGCUAAUUACAGCUUUCCACAGACAAUGGAAAAAUGCAUGGGUGAAGCAUCACGUAGGAAGUAAAUAAAACAUAUUUACGGUACGUGUAUCGCAUAAAGCUUUUACAGAAACACAAGAUUAUCACAGGUGCUCACAUGCAUAUGAUUUCGCAGUGGACACUGCCUCUGAAAUAACUGGUGGUUGUAACUGGGGCUAAGGGCAUGUGAAUGAGUCCCAGACUCCAAGACAUCAAAUUCUAAAGAGACCAAAUGAACAGGUAGAUUCUGAGCUGAGAAUGACCGUGUGUCAAUGUCUAAGAAAAUGCAUUCUAUAAAUUGUGACACCUCUGAAAGGGAAGUCAGCUGGCUUUCCUAGGCCAGCAAAUUGCUGGUGACCCUGGAGAAUUGUGUGAGACCACAAUUUAAUUGCACAAGCUUUAAGAGCUCUGCAGUCCUUUAUCCCAUUAAUUCAACCUACAACUUUGUUCUCUCUGUCCCUUUUGAAUAUGCAACACUCAUUGAUUUCAGUGGGAGCCACAGACACAGGGAAGGGAAGAAUGGGGCCAAUUAUCUGUUCAAAGCUGAGCAUCGUUUAGAGUACUUGUUAAAGUGUUGGCUGCACAUUAGUGAGUCAGCUCCUGCGAGUCUUUCCAGAGGACUCUCUGGUUCAAAUGGGCAUUUAAGAGGGCAGUCUCCUCGCCUGAACCCUCAGUGUCACGCCUGUGCUCCAGCAACUUGAUUGUGGCCACUGGGAGGUAACAACCCCACUCUUCAGUCUCUGCAUCACUCCUGAGCUCCCUCAGAUUUCACCAUGGCCCAAUUGUAAUUGUCAACUGUAAAUAACAUUAUACAUUUUCACAAUGCUACUCCACACAGCAAGUCAGGUCAAGUCGACAUAACAGACCCCCAGAGACCUUUUGAUUGAAAUAGUCUCAGCCUAUUGGAUGUACCCAAUACAGCCCAAAGACAGAAAUGCUUGCAAAAGUAACCUAGAACGUGAACUCGUAGGGAGAAGGUGAGCUUGUGGUUUCAGCCGUCCUUCUCCCCAUAGACUCUGUGUUACUGCAUGUGUGUGCCUGAGAGAGGCUCUGACCAAGCCUUGUUUCCGUACUGAUUUCCGGUCUGCACUUCCAUACUUACUAGAGGUCAUAAACGGAUCAUAGGAAACUUCUCUGGGGUCAAGUCACAGGCAGACACCCUGCUUUUCCACCCGCCCGGUUACCAGGGACUUGGUGCUGGCAGAGGCUGCUGGUGCCCUGGAAGCUUGGAGCUCUUUCACUAAUGCAAAGAAAUCACUUGCUCUCACACUUGAGAUCUUGAUGCUCCCAACACUCCUCCAUUUUCUACUGUCUGGGACUUUAUUAUGGAUAGUAGGACUGGAGUCUGGACUGGUCGCCAUCAUUUAAUUGUCACUAGGUGGUGCGUGCACACCCAUACACAGACACACACACACACACACACACACACACAGACAGAGACAGAGACAGAGAGAGAUGCAGAGACAGAGAGAUGCAGAGAGACAUACGCAAGCACACACAGAGACACACCCAGGGAGAUACACAGAGACAUAUACACAGACACACACACAAAUAGAUCCAAAUUCUAAUUUCUUCAGUGUGAAGGAAGAGUGCUUCCAUGUACAGUAACCCAGGACAUCUCCACCCCACGUAUGGCUGUGCUCCUGAUGCUGUGCCUUGUGGCACGGUACCAGGGAAUAUUGUCAAGCUUUGCUGAUCAUGGCUUCAAUUGCAGCAACUUUGUGACCUGGGUUGGUCAGCCAUCCCUGGGAUCCCGAGUCUCUCCCUCCACAGUAGAGCGGAAUGUCCAUUCUUCAGGGUGGCUGUGAACAUUCAGAAAGUCUCCUCAUAUGCAGUGGCUUUUGUACUCUGCUUUGCUGUUUGGUUUUCUCAGCGGCGUCGACUCGUUUGGUGCAAUUUCAAUGACGGGGGUAUUUAAAUCUAUUACAGACUUUCCAUACAGUGGAAAGUCAUAUGUGAUUAAUAUUUUAAAAGGAAAAAAUCUUGCUUAUUUUUCUCAAAAGGAAAAACUCUUGCUUAUUUUUCUCAAAUGUCAGUUCAUAAGAAACAAAGACCUUGUGAAAUAGCUUGCCAGGCCGCCAAGCCACCACAACCAAAUGCUGUCCUAAUUCUGCUCACGGGGAGAUUUUUGUUCAGGACCCACUCUCAUUUAGGCCAGGGCUUUCUCACCUGGUAUCUCCAUUCAAACUGAUAACCAGACACACAGGAGAAGUGAGCAGCAAUUCUGUUAUUAAUACGUAUUCUCUGGUUGAUUGACUUCUGUAAAAUUUCAUUUCUUGUAGAGAAUUGGUCUCAAUAAUCAUGACCAAUGUGUUUACACUCCUUGUUUAAAAUGCCUCUUGCCCUCCCCCAGUGUAGUCUGCCUUUUGUGACCCUUCCCUCUGCUUACCUGAGCUUCUUUUCUAAUGUCUCCCGUGCCUUCUGAGCAGCUAAAAAGAUCAAUAGUGAUGUGGAUGUCCCUUGUGAGUAUAGGGUUAGCUAAGAGAUCUCAAGAAAAGCUUAAGUAAUUUCAAAGCAAUUACUUUCAUAAAUUUGAAGAAAUAAUUUGAUCUUUAACUAAUUGGUGAAUAUUUACACAACAGAAAUAUAGUAAGGUGAGGGAUUUGAAGAUCCAAAGGUGAUAAAACAGCCAGAUUGCCUUCCACCUCAGAUGUGGAAACAGUGACAUAGAAACCAUUAGCACUGGGGCUGGGGACUUAGCUCAGUGGUAGAGCGCUUACCUAGGAAGCGCAAGGCCCUGGGUUCGGUCCCCAGCUCCGAAAAAAAGAACCAAGAAGAAGAAAAAAAAAAGAAAAAAGAAACCAUUAGCACUGAGACUCAUUAUGCAAGUCUCAGGUGCUGUAGAGGACUAUCAGUGGAACAGCUGGUGUGGGUAGAGCUCUAGAGGAGGCUAGUGUGCUAAGAAGCUUGCUGUUACUGUAACAGAAUACCUGAGGCAUUCAUAAGAAAGGUUUCUGUUGACCCCUAGGCCCAGAAGCUUCAGUACCAGUUGGUUAGCACCUGCUGGUUGGACCUACAGUGAGGCAGCCCCCAUCAUGUUGGGGCAUAUGUCAGAGAAGGCUGCCCUUCUCAUGGUAGCUAGGCAGCAUAAAGAUACACGGAAGCCCAGAUUCCAAUAUAAUGUCAAGGACACUUACCCAGGUGCAUAACAGUCUCUCAUGAAGCUCCACCUUUAAAGGUCCCAUUACCUAUCAAUAGCACAACAUACUAGCGAUCAAAUUUCAAGGUCUAGACUUGUAGGUAAAGAAAUAAUGGGGGUCUCAUACCUCUGGGCUGUGAUGGGAAUUUGAGAGUGUUUUCACAGUGUGAGGCUAUAAACUCUUUCUGGGUAAGUAGGAAACCUAAAGCCCUAUCUGAGCAAUGUCCUGAGCUUUCUGGGCAUCCAGGUGUUGACAGGGUUUGGGAUCAGUCUAAAGGCAUCCAGUUGACAUGGGGAAGGGAUCCUGUGUCAUCUGUACCAUAUGGAACGGUGACAUCCUGCCUUCUUUGCCAUCUUAAAGAGCCUAUGGGACACUCACUAAGGAAAAACGAAGACUGUUUUACAUUAUCUGAACUUCUGGUUCAUAUACCAACUCUGCACCAGCUGGUGGUGGUGCACACCUUUAAUCCCAGCACUUGGGGUGCAGAGGCAGGCAGGUCUCUGUGAGUUCCAUGCCAACCUGGUCUACACAGUUAAUUCCAUGGCUACAUAGGAAGACCCUGUCUCAAAAAUCAAAGAAAAAAAAACAAUUAAACUCAGAGGUUUUAUAUGGAUCUUAUAUUUAAUUAAAUUUCCAGACAUAAUACUGUACAAAUCAUAAGAAAUUUACAUGCUUUCUUGUUUAGAAUCAUCCUAGAUCCGUUCAAACUCCAUCAUUGGCUGCAGUCUUAUUAAGUAUUUAGUCACCAUCUUAAAGACAUUUGUAUUCUCUGCAUUUGCACCUAAGGGAUUCUUGGUUGCUCUGUAUCUACUUAAAUGUAGCCCCGUGGUUGGUUGCUCUGUAUCUACUUAGAUGUAGCCCCGUGGUUGGUUGCUCUGUAUCUACUUAGAUGUAGCCCCGUGUAGCAAUGUGUAAGAAAUACCCAGUGAAAGGCACAUUCGUUCAAGUUCUUCCUUACAUUCCUCCUGUAUCUUAGUGUCCUAUUGGCUUAAUGAACAUUCUUCAUGUAGACUGUGUAUUCUCUAACUCUUGUAUAGCAUGUUUUAAGGGCCAUAUUCAAUCAGAUAGUAUCGAGAACCAUUACUGUAUUAAGGGACUGUAUAGCAGUGUGCAGACAGAGCCAGAGUCCAAUCCGGAGUUAGGAAUCCUCUGCCUUCGUGGAUGAGAUGAAGAGAUGAAGUGUUAGCAAGCACUUGGCCGACUUUGGAAGGGCUAUAGAUAGUGUUCAGAAUAGAAUAUGGCCACUGUGGUAUGCUGCAUAAUGACAAUACAUGCUGCGCCUAGUGACCUUGCAUGUGUGGAUCUUUUUAUAAUAUGGAGAUCAGUAUAUUCAUUCCCCUGUGUCUGUGUGAGAUGUCAGGUGCAUUGUGUACUCAAUAAUAGCCAUGCUUUAAAAUAACAAUAGAGAAACUCAAUGCAAGAGAUGUAAGCCACCAUCACUUAGCCCACAAGGUAAAGACAGAGCCUCACUGGGUGGUAAGCUGACGGUCACCACAUUAAUAUUGCUGGUGAGAUAAGAGGUCUCCAGCUUUUUCUGGAAUAGCAUUUUCGACUGUAUUUAUCAUGCCGAGUAGUGGACACACGAAAAUUAGAGUGGAGACCAUGACUCUUGGAUCUUACUUCUCUGGGAUCCCCUGUGUCUGGCUCUCAUGUUGUAAGGCUCGAAGUGAGUCUUACUGAGACAGAUAUGCAAACACAAGAGGUUUAUUUUUCCAGCACAUCACAACAGAGUUGAUCUUCAAUCAGCCCCUCCUGGGGAGUGAUUAGAAGGUGACCCCAAAUGGCUAUAACAAGCAGUUUUUAUACUUCUUAGGGGUACAGGUUACAUCAGCAAGCUUACAGUUUAAACUUAUUGGCUAAGCAUAUUGACUUUUGACUCUAUUGGCUAGCAAGCAUAUGACAGGCAUUCGAACUCUAUCUGGGCCAGAGGGUCAGGUGACUAUCAGUACAUUCUGUGGUUUUUUUCAAGAAUGUUCCUGCUCCUCCCAAGAACUGUGGGUGGAAAAUGGAACUUGGCCUAAUCUUGACCUGAGGCAGUGGGUAUAAGGCUGGCAAAAGCCCCUAGGGUCCUUCAGUGUCUGUGGGCAAAGGAGGGUAAUGGUAAGAUUAUUACUCAGAGAAGCACACACAUGCUCUCUCUCUCUCUCUCUCUCUCUCUCUCUCUCUCUCACACACACACACACACACACACACACACACACACACACACACACACACACCAUUGUUCUGGACCUGGCCCAAGACUCUUCCAAGAGACCAUCUAGGGAGCUGAUGGAAGGGAAAGAGGAGGCCUAAGGUUAGGAGACAGAUGUGAGCUUUCCCCUGCAGUGCCCAUAUGUGGCUAACCAGAAUCCGAGAACAUCCCUCUGUGUUUAGCAGGGAGCUCCUGUGGUCAGUGGUGCGAAGUCAUACUUUCAUAAGCCCAGAGUUGUAGGGCACCUAUAGAAAGCAGCCUGGGGAGGGGCGGGGUGCAGGGAGACAAAGACUGCGAGAAGCCUCUCAGCACCAGGCAUGUCUCUGCAGCUGGUGCAUAUCUGGAGACAUUCAAAUGUCCAUCAUCUGCAGAGGAGAACGAGGACCUGCGAGUAGCCUGGUAACAGAGGUGGUUGCCAAAACCACCUGAAGAAUCUAGCGUGGGCUUGACCGUCAGAGUUGCUCACAGCUCCUGGCUGGCAUCAUGGAGAUUUAGUGGGCAUUUCUGUAGCUGCACAGGAGGCCCUCAGGAAUGGAAGAAGGUUUAGAUGACACAGUUAUUUAAUCAGGAGCAAAUGCCAGCCAUCACACUGCGGGCUUUUUAAAGCAGAGAGGCUGGGAAAUGAGGGGCGGGUUACACAGAGUGGGGACAAUAGAUGGAGAACGAAAGGACGGUAAUUGUUGACCUUCUGAAAGAAAUGGGCACAGGGCGUACUUAGGGGACAUAUUUUGUCCCUGAAGCUUACAUGUGAGUUAAAAUGUAUUAAAGGGCGUACACAGCCCUUUGUGUCUGUCAGAUAUGAGAGAAAAGACACAGAAGAAAGCUCUAGAAAUCAGCGCUUUAAAAAAGGACAAGCAAGGAGGCCCUAGCUACAGCCAGGCAAACUGAGGGUCCCCAGUCCCAGGGUCACCGUGCUGGCGCCAGAGUCCACCCCGGUUCCUUCCCGUGCUGCUGUUCACAGCUCAGCUUUGAGGCUAACAGGGAUUGUCAGGUUUCAGCAGUGGGUUGCAGAUGCACCCCUCUCAAAGCACUCAGAAUGGACCCCAAGAUAAACCCAUGUCUAGAGAAGGCCACAUCGUGGGUGCGGUGCCUGGAUAACUAGAACGGAGCCAGGAUAAAGUAUAAGGUGAACAACUUCAUCUAAAAUGGGAUCAUCUCAAAUUUAGGACACUUUAUGACCAUGCAUUUCCCAAAAGAAACAGAAACAGAAACAGCUGAGUGACUCAACGAAUAGUUCAGUUUACCAAAAAUUCUUGUUUUCAAAGCUUGGGGAGCGAGUGUUCCUGGACAUGAGAGUUUCCCUGCAUUCAAGAUGGUGUAGUCCCCUAGAGAAACAGAGAAGGCUUGCCCUUCCCACCCAGAGCUGCGUGACCCACCCAGGGCUGCUGUAGUGAUAGCUUAGGACCAGGGCCCGGAGCUGCUGUCAACCGCGUGCUUCUAUCGAAGUGCCUUGAUGGCAGUGAAGACGCUGUGUAUGUUUUCACAAGCAGAUAGGCGUUGUCUAAGCUCGGGAAAUGUUUAUAUUUUAAUUCUUGUUAAGUAGGACUUGUACGUUUUCAUAAGACAGAAUAAUGAGUUUCUACUUAGUCAUCUUGUAACAGUUUUAAAGUUUAAUACUGCUGGAUGUUUCUAAAGAAAAAUAGCCAACCCAACAUAAAUAUUCCUUAAAAUAAAAUCAGGCAGCCCUUCAAUACAUGCAAGAAAACAGGGUUGUUUUUCUCGGUCAGUGAGGAUUAUCAUUAGCAAAAAUAUUCCACUGGUACUGACUUUUUUUCCCAACUGGUGCAUUGUGACAUAGAAAAGACUUCAAAAUUUAAAAACUAAUAUGCAAAGUAAACUUUUCAUAAGAUAAUGUGCAGAGAAAAGAGUUGUGGAUUAGUGUGAGGAAGGUAAAUUUAUUCUAUAGAAGCAGAAGGCAGUGGGAAGAAAGGAAUUCCUACCACAAGGAACCUCUCGAGCUUGGGAGGGGUGCAUGGGGUCCCUUUGCUCCCUUUUGCUCCUUAGGAUAGCAGUGUUUGUCCCCACACACACUGAGCAUGGGCUCCCACAAACCACAGCUUAAAGUGGUAAAACAGGGGUUUUCGUUUUGUUUGUUUUUGUUUUGCUUUUUAAUCUUUUUUUUUUUUUUUGACAAGGUCUCUCUAUGUAGCAUUGGCUAGCUGGGAACUAAGAGAUCUACCUGCCUCUGCCUACCAAGUUCAAGUUCUGGGACUAAAAGCAAUGUACCACCACACCUAGCAGAUUUCCCUUUUUCCCUUUUCUUUUCUUUCUUUCUUUUUUUACAGAAUUUUACUGUGCAUACCUUUUUUUAAGGUUUAAAGUAUUUCUGCUGGUAGCAAAAUUGUUCUGAUGGGCUGAUCCCAUAAUAUAACUUGAGAGAGAGAGAGAGAGAGAGAGAGAGAGAGAGAGAGAGAGAGAGAGAGACUGGCUGUGUGUAUAUGUGUAUAUGCUGUCUACAUGUGUGUAUGUAUGUGUAUAUAUGUGUGUGUGUAUAUAUAUAUGCAUGUAAGGCAUAUAUUUGUUUCAUAUAAAUAUUUUAAUUACUGAAAUAAUUCAGAAUCUCAGAAUCAUGACUACUUACUGAGAACAAAGCAGUCGAGGUUGCUUCCUUAACUUCCUUUGUGUUUUUGUAACAUUAAAAUGAAAUGACAAUCAGGAAGUAUCAUAGAUGAGACAGGAGAUCUUGCUGUGGUCAGACUUGGAAAGACCUUUCACACAGCACAAGAAACACUGAAACCAUAGAGGCAGGCCAAACUCACACUACCUAUAAACGUGUGAUGCCCCCAGUACAAGCGGACAAACGGCAAAAGAGAGACGUAUCUGUGCUGUGUCCCACUGGUUGUCUGCCCGCACUCAGAUGCAUCGGUGCACGGUGUGAGUGUUGGGAAUGGUUUUAACGCUGGUUUCUAUCUAAAUCCUGUAUAAAGCUUUCCGUGCUGUGAGUCAACAUCAUCCAAACCCUUUGUACGCUCACCGCCUUAGGGCAGAGCUAGGAGGGUUCAGAGGGACCCAAGUGAUUUCAGGGACAACCUGCUCUGUGUGUGAAGACGUCUGACUUUGGUGGGAGUUCCCAAAGGACAAAAUGAGAAUAAUCUCUCUGCAGUCUGUGGCUCCCUGGACCAUUUGGGAGCCUGAGUGCUCUUGUAUUACUGGAGACUAAGUCCUCCAGAUUUACACUUUCUGCUUCCCCAAAUGCCCUGCUAUUAUCGCAUCUCAUUUGCUUGAAGAACGUUAACUCAGCCUUCUCUUAGACACAUUGUAUCUUUGCGUGAAAAAAAUGGAAAGGAAACCAAAUCUGCCUUCUUCAUGAUUAAUGCAUUUGUCAAAUUCUUCCCAAGAAAAGAAAAUUAAUUUAUUGUGUUUUUUUCCCGUGAAUGCAAAUUAAAGCUGUGAAAACUAUUAUGGGAAAACUUAGCAGUCUUUUUUUUUUUCAGAAAUUAAAGCUAACUGAUUUAAUGUUAAUGAAAAAAGCUACAUUCAAACACAAAUUUUAAUAACUUGCAUAGAAAGGAAAUCUUAGACUUCCUAAGAUUUUCCUUACAUAAGAUUCAUGUAACUUGGACAGAAAGUCAUUAAAAUGUAAUUUUCCAUGGUCGAGACUGUAUUAAUUAUGUUGUAUGAAAGUCUGGAAAGUUGUUAACCAAUGUCUGACUCAGUGCACUCUGGGAAGCAGAGUUGUCUGUUGGUUAGUUAAUGAUCUCCAAUCCCAUGACCUAGGCUCAGUUUGGGAUGCCUGCUGUCUCUUCCUUCCCAGAAGUUAAAAACUGUUAAAAACAGAAGUGAGACAAAUUGUUCUAAACUAGGAAACAGUUCUGCCACAUUCAUAUCGGCGAUUCCAAAUGUGAACAUGCACUUGAAGAAUGGUUGGGAACUUUAGAUUCAUUGGGCCCCGUCUAAUUGUGUGUGUGUGUGUGUGUGUGUGUGUGUGUGUGGUGUCUUUAUUAGGGGAAUGAUAUUGUAGGAUUACUUUAUGAAGUUGACCCUUGACUUGUUUUUUCCACAUUUUGACAUGGUUUUCAGUCACAAGGGAGAGGUGGUAAGACAAGGCGUAGCCCUGUGUUGGUGUUCUUGCACACUGAACAAAUUCAUCUUUGAGUACGUGUACUGAAGAAGUUGAGAAAAUCCAAAGCGCUCUCUCUCUCUCUCUCUCUCUCUCUCUCUCUCUCUCUCUCUCUCUCUCUCUCU